AUGAAUCGCAAUCACAGGCCUCGACGAUCUCACGAUUUCAAACGGACUGUAUUAGCUGUUUCAUUGUUGCUUUGCUUCAAUGCACCACUCUGCAGCGGGCGGCCCAACCAUCGUCUUCCUGUCGCAGGGAUCUUCGGGAUUGGUGGAAACAAAGAUGCUGAACAGCAGUCACAAAGACGACCAGUUCCUCCGCAAUACUGGCAACAACAAUCCUCGAUACCACCUCCGCCGCCAGGGAGGACACAAGGUCCGCCCCCGGGCACAUCUAGCGACAAAGGAAUGCAAUCCAGAGCUGAGGUAGGUUCAGGAACCAUCCCAGGACCUCCUCGUCUUGUCAGACAAACAGCCAUAAUUCCACCGCCGCCACCGCCUCCAAAAAUGGUACUUCGGGAAGAAGAAGUCGAGGAAGCAUCAGUUCAGAAUUUCACCGAUGCUCAAAAGGUGACAAACAGUGCAGCGGAAAAAUCAGAUUUGCCCGAAGAAGAGCUUCAGGAUAUACCACAUCAACAAUAUGAGUAUGAAGACAACUCAUACCAAUUGGGACCGCCACCCACGCAAGACUGGUAUCCACCACCAGCUGCGAAUCAAGACGUAUGGCAGCAAUCUCAAGGAUACUAUGAUCCUGGAUUUUUGCAAAAUGAACUGGAUCAGUCACUAGCACGAGAGAACAACUUCAUGAUGCAGCUUGAUAAUCUAACCGCAGCGGUUGCAGUCAUGGAACAACGUGAGGAACUUCACCUUCGACAACUUGAUGUACUGACCGAAAGAAUCAUUGAUAUUGAAACUCAGGCUGCCGAAGAACAUAACAAACUUGCUGAAUACGAAGCCAAUUGCACAGCUUAUGCCUUGACCGUGGAAAGUCUGAACGAUGAUACCGAAGAAUGGCAAAGGCGAUGUUCUGAGUUGAUGGAGCGUCAAGCAAACGAUACAGCAACAAUCACUGAAUUGAGGCGUGCUAUCAAAGAAAAGCAAAGUGAAGCAGAAGAGAUUGCGAUUGCGAUUGAAAAUGUUCGGCUGGCUGAAAAGAGAAGAGAACAUUACCAAAAGAAGGGAGCAGCUGCGAGAAAAAGCAUGUUCUCCAGAUUAUACAGCUUUUUCUUUGGUGGUCAAGAAGAGUUUGAAGAAAUGUCCCGCGAGGAUGCCUAUGAUAUGGCAAAAUCAACCCUGCUGCGAGCACUCCAAUCGGAAAGAGGAAGUGUUCACGAGCUCGAAGGAGUAGUUGCAUCUUUGCAGCAAAACAAUUCUGCUAUUUCGGAGAUGGUGGAGUCCAGGGAUUCGAUAAUCGAUGAGCUUAACAACCGAAUUUCAGUGUUCGAAGAAGACAAAGUGGUGCUAAAGGCUGCUCUUCGGCAACUGCAAAAAGAAAUAAAGGAAGAGGCGCCCAAAGCCCAAAAGCUAAUGGACGACCUUGCUGCUGCAGAGAGCGAUUCUGAACGACUGAGGAAUGAUAUAAAUUCUUUGAUUCAAACCCACCAGGAGGAGCUGAAUUUGUUGCAACAACAGAUUUCAACGAAGCAAAAGACAAUUUCUGAGACAGAGUCAAACAUGACCGCGAUUGGAACAUAUGUUGACAAACUAGAAGAUAGACUAACAUCAUUUGCAGUCACAAGGCGGGAUAUGGAGGCAAGGGAAAAGAGAUGCAAGGAAAUUGAGGAAGCUGCAGUCCAGACGGAAUCUGAGAAGAAGGAACUGGAAGCCAAACUUGAAACCUACUCACGUGAACAAGAAGAAUUGAAAAAGCUUCUUGAGGAACUAGUGAAUGAGCGUGCCAGUCUUCAAAAGGACAAUCGCAAGCUUGCGACUGAUAGUGAAUUCCGUGUAGCAGAACAAGAACAAUUGCAAUUGAAGUGUACUUCACUUGAGUGUGAGGUCCAGAAUCUCACCGAAUCCUUGGAAGAGCUUCGUUCGAGGUCUGGGCUUUUGGAAAGCGAGUUGGAGGCUACGGAACAAGAAAAGGCUACUUUGAAGGAAAAAGUGGAGCAAUCUAUCACAACCAAUGAUGAGCUUGUGAAUGUUCAAUCGCACAAUGCAAAGUUGCGGGAGGAAUUGCAAGCCACAAAAGGCGAAAAUCAGCGCCUUGAAGGGGAUUUGGCCAAUGUUACACAAAAAGUGCAAGAGCUUCUGGAAACGAAAAAUCACGAAAGUGUGAAGAAAGAAGCUGUGGCACCUCCUCCGGAAACUGCAAGGGAUGUUCCACUGAGAAACCUGCGAAAGCAAAUUUCCAAAGCUACUGGUAUCCACGGUGUGAUCACGCCAUCUACCACAAUGCUGAAGCAAGGGGUACAAAGACAAAAGCUCAAGCUUCCUACAUUUGCUCCAAUCCGAAAAUCCCCUGAGAAGGUGGAUUCACCAAAACCUGAAGGAAUGGCAAGGAGGCCACCAAAUCGACCACCACCUCCACCAUUUCAAAAGAAAGAUGACUAA
Messenger RNA from Cylindrotheca closterium, 2424 nucleotides. Lineage: Eukaryota; Bacillariophyta; Bacillariophyceae; Bacillariales; Bacillariaceae. The record is from the annotation of a GenBank genome assembly.